This is a messenger RNA of Eriocheir sinensis (Chinese mitten crab), 2294 nucleotides long. RefSeq lists its product as uncharacterized. The record is from RefSeq and is a predicted model, not a curated record. The transcript is spliced from 4 exons. The coding region runs from base 333 to 1736 and encodes 467 amino acids. Lineage: Eukaryota; Metazoa; Arthropoda; Malacostraca; Decapoda; Varunidae. Gene Ontology annotation, molecular function: zinc ion binding.
GAAAGAGAGUGGGAGACACUGAUCCACGCGUAAUACAGGAGUGACGCCAGCAGACGCCGCUCUGCGUCAUGCCUCCGUUACACAAAGCCUGGCUAUAAGGAAGGCGUGGAGGUACUCGACUGCCACACAACUCACGAUACAGCUGAGGACUCACGGCUGUACCCUCCUCGCUCCGGGAACCUCGAUCUCGGUCUGCCACUACGAAUACACGAAGACAGUACUUGGCCUUCCUCACCCUCGGUCCUCGUCACACACACAGCACGCAGACCGGUGGGAGCAAGGCCACGCUACGCCACCCGGAGCUCUCUGUAUACUUUCGAAGUUCUUUCACGAUGGUCAACACCAAAGUGCAAGGGCACCACCGCGGGCACCAGGGCCACCACACGCCCAACAAGCAGCUGCUGUGUGCCGUCUGCUGCCAGGCAUACAAUGCUGGUCAGAGGGACCCCGUGGAGCUGCCCCGCUGCGGCCACACCUUCUGCCGCCUGUGUCUCUUCCACCUACAAGGCCGACAGCAAAAUUUCCCUUGUCCCCUCUGCCGCACCCAGCACUGCGGCCCGCCUGUUGAGCGGAUGCCCGUCAACUUCCUCGCCAUUAGCCUCCUGGAGACGAUGGGGCAGGUUGAGAGCGACGAGUCCAGCGAAGAGUACCCGGCAGGGGAAGUGUGUGGCACGCAUGGCGCCCCGCUGCUGCUGUGGUGCCGCCAGUGCCGGCAGGUGCUGUGCGCUAAAUGUCUCUCCCAGCAGCAGCACGCCGGACACACCCUGCACGAGUUGCAGGCUGUUCUGGCGGAAAAGAAGAGUCACAUAGAGGAGGAGGCGAGGCACAGGCUGCGGGACCUGGAGAAGGAGAGGCAAAAGUUGACUAGAGAGGUGGAGUCCGUCGUGUCCACGCUGUCAAGGAUCUACAAGAAGAGCGAGGCGUUGGGGCGGCAGAUGCAGAGGGUCGAGAACAUCCGGAAAGUCACGACGGACACGGACAACCUGCAGACGGUGGCGAACUUGGAACUCGCACUCCACAGACUCCCAAAGCCCGGCAGCUUACCUCAAGAGCCGACGCUGGAAGACAAGUACAAUAACUUUAUCGCGGAGGACGAGGGGUCGAAGACGAACGACAACGAGGGGGGCCUCAAGACGUGGCCUCUGAUCAUGGACGUGGCUGGCGGCGGGAGGCACUGGCCCAUCAUCCCCUGGCAACACUUCACGGCCCAAGUCCCGGCCCUGCAACUCCUGGUCCCGUCGCCCGCUCCCGAGGUGUUCCUGCAGCUGGAGGUGGCUGGCGUCGUCCUGGGCCGCGUCCACAUACGUCUCUGGGGUCAUUUACGGCGCGCCCACCACUUCCUGGCACUCUGUCUGGGUACAUUCGGCCCCUCUUACAAGGGUGCCAAGUUCCGCACUGUCGAACGCAGGGGCGAACCCGGCGAGAGUCUGCGUGGCGGUGAUUACCCAGCGACGGACGGCAGCGGCACCAUGUGUCGGGGCGUGAUGGCAGAGCUGGAGUGGGGAGGCCAGCACGCCGGCCCCGUCAGGAAGGGUGUGGUGGGAGGUGGGGGCGGGGGGUGCCACGAGUCUGACGCCCUCUUCAACAUCUGCCUGCGGGACAAGCCUCACGGAAAGAUGUCCUGUCCCUUCGGCGAGGUGGUGUCGGGUCUGAGCGUGGUGAGUUACGCGGCGUACCAUCACCCGCUCACCGAGGUUACCAUAUCCGCCGCCGGCCUCGUCCUGCCACCCUACUGACGAUGAGCUGCUUCUUCAACGCCUUGUCUCGCUGCCUCGUACAUUCCCCGACACACACUUCCACGGUGCAGCUACUCCGGAAAUGUCCCUCGAGCUUACGUUUGCCAUGUUAUACUUUAACACACACACACACACACACACACACACACAUACACACAGUGCUAAUACAGUUCAUAAUCACAACUAUCAUCAUCGCCACCCACAUCAUACAUUAUUGCUCAUUCCGAAAGAAGUACUAGGUCUCUCCCUGUUUUGACUCCUAUUUACGGAAACAAGAAGUCGUGAUGGGUGAAGGGAACAGCGACUGAGAUAGGAGGGCAAGGAAAGGGUAAGGGAGGAAGAAGCGUCACAUCUGCGGUAUCACUAUUUCUCACCCUAAUUCAUAUUUAUUUCAAAUGACAGUCACACAUGCCGCAAUAGUUAUCCGUUGUUGUUUUUAUCUUCAUUCCAUCACGUAGGUUAAGUGUACCGUAUUAUUCUUUAAGUUAUUUUGAAGACUGUAUCUGAGCACUCAUGGCCUCUCUUUGUUAUGGUCCACAAUGAACGACGUUUCUUUAC